ACUGUACUGUCACAGAAGUUCAUUGGGGAAAAUGCUGAAUUUAAGCAUGGUAGAAUUUAGACAAAAAUUGGUAAGGGGCUUAGAGAAAAAAAUACUUGGUAUUUGAAUCCAAUUCUGUUUGAUUUCAGUGACCUGACUCUUUCCACUGUAUUGGCAUCUGCCCUAUAUGUUGUUUAAAUUGUUAUGUCUAAAAUAACUAUAUUUCUCCCCAAGUAAUCAGUACAAACAGAUAGUCUACAACAAGUUAUAAGUUAGUUUUUCACUUAUUCUCCAGUGGACAUCAGAUAAAAAUAACCUACUAAAACUCUUAAUGUUCCAGAAAACAAAAAAUAGAGUAAAAGGUUGUAUAGAAGUCUCUCUUACUCAGAUACAGAUUUGCUAUAUGAAGAGUUGCUGGUGGAUUUCCUUAAAGAUUUGUCUGAACUUCAAGAUAAAAUUAAAAAAAAAUUAUUUUACUAGGUCAAGUCUCCUAGUGUAGCGACUCCAGCUUGCCAUCCUUAAAUAAACAUGUAUAACCUGUCUAGGUAUUAGUUUCUCAUCCACAAAGUGAGAGGUGUAGCAUAGGUCAUUGUUAAGACCCCUUCCCUAAAUUCCAUGAUUAAAUCAUCAUAAAGUUUCCACAUUUGCUCAUGAAACUAAAAGUCAAGUUGCUGUAUCUUGUGAUAAUUUACAAAUUGAAAGGUAGGUGCACGUGUUUAAGGAACCCCCCCUUCCUCAUGUUAGUAUAAGGAAGGCGGAUGGACUUUUUUAAUCCUAUUUUUGGUAUUUUAGUGCAUCAAAUACUCUUUUAAGAGUACCAUUUGAGGAUACAGCAUAUUUGGAACAUGAGCAUCAUUGAAAACAAUCACUUGGUCCCUUUUUUAUUGUCUUUUAAACAGAUGAUUUUUGAUCCUACUAUGAGCAAGAAGAAAAAGAAGAAGAAGAAGCCUUUUAUGUUAGAUGAGGAAGGGGAUGCCCAGACAGAAGAAACUCAGCCCUCAGAAACGAAAGAAGUGGAGCCAGAGCCAACCGAGGACAAAGAUGUAGAAGCUGAUGAAGAGGACAGUAGGAAAAAAGAUGCCUCUGAUGAUCUAGAUGACUUGAACUUCUUUAAUCAAAAGAAAAAGAAGAAAAAAACAAAAAAGAUAUUUGAUAUUGAUGAGGCGGAAGAAGCUGUAAAGGAUCUUAAGAUUGAAAGUGAUGUUCAAGAACCAGCUGAACCAGAGGACGACCUUGACAUUAUGCUUGGCAAUAAAAAGAAGAAAAAGAAAAACGUCAAGUUCCCAGAUGAGGAUGAAAUUCUAGAGAAAGACGAAGCUUUAGAAGAUGAAGACAGCAAAAAGGAUGAUGGUAUCUCAUUCAGUAACCAGACAGGCCCUGCAUGGGCAGGCUCCGAAAGAGACUACACAUACGAGGAGCUACUGAAUCGAGUGUUCAACAUCAUGAGGGAAAAGAAUCCAGAUAUGGUUGCUGGAGAGAAAAGGAAAUUUGUCAUGAAACCUCCACAAGUCGUCCGAGUAGGAACCAAGAAAACUUCUUUUGUCAACUUUACAGAUAUCUGUAAACUAUUACAUCGUCAGCCCAAACAUCUCCUUGCAUUUUUAUUGGCUGAAUUGGGUACAAGUGGUUCUAUAGAUGGUAAUAACCAACUUGUAAUCAAAGGAAGAUUCCAACAGAAACAGAUAGAAAAUGUUUUGAGAAGAUAUAUCAAGGAAUAUGUCACCUGUCACACAUGCCGGUCACCUGACACAAUCCUGCAAAAGGACACCCGACUCUAUUUCUUACAGUGUGAAACUUGUCAUUCUCGAUGCUCUGUUGCCAGCAUCAAAACCGGCUUCCAGGCUGUCACGGGCAAGCGAGCACAGCUCCGUGCCAAAGCUAACUAAUUUGCUAAUCACCACUGAUUUUGCAAAGUGUGUUGUGGAAAUUGGCUGGACGGGUUUACCAUCAGAGUGGAUGUACCAUUGUAUUAAAAACAAGAUAGAAAAGCUGCCAAGCUCUUUGGUGUAUGGCUGGUUGACCUGAAAUCCUUGCAAGAUGCCGAUGCUCAAGCUGUUGACAUACUCAUUGCCUACUUUAACAACUGUCAGAGAAACGUGAGGGGGUAAGGCGGUGCUUUUUUAAAAUCGUUCAUAGACUUCUGUAAAAUGCAAGAUAAAUUAAAGUUAUUAUAACAGUGAUUCUUUCAAUUUGGUUUGUCCUUCAGUUUUCUUUUGUAUAAAAAUUGUGCUUAAUGAAUUCAGCAAAAACAGUUUGUGCCUGGGCUCUGGCGAGGUUUCUGCAUUCUUGUCCUAAGAAACUGGACAUAGGCAGCAGCCUCAGCUGGACAGCCAUUUUCCUCUCAGCUUCUCCUGAGAUACGUAAAGUAGACACAGCUUCCCAUGAGAGGGUGGAUGGAGCAUGAGAUCUGGGAGGACAGCCCAUUUUCAGUGUCCAGGGAACGAUUACACAGAUAUGAAUUCAUGUGAGGACUGUUGCUACUACCUCACUGCCAAGUCCUCUAGCUGUCACCAUGAGGGGGAAUACAAGGUGCUAGGUACCCUUCCUCCUUUGAAUUUUCUUUCUUAUUGGCCACUAAGAGAGUCUUAGAAACGGCCUUGAAGUGUAUCUCAUAAUUGGCUCACUAAGAAAAACCCUAGUUGUGCAUCUGUUGGUGAGUAAGAGAUGUGGCAUGUGCAGUACAGAGAACUCUUCUGAGUCUAAACCUUGAUACAAGAGGAAGUUUUUCUUUUUCUUCUCCAACUUGUGUUCCGGGUUUGAAAAGACCCACCACAAAUGCUUUUCUAUUUUCUGUAUUAAAGUAUCUUUUGAAAGAGG
Messenger RNA from Miniopterus natalensis, 2796 nucleotides. The record is from RefSeq and is a predicted model, not a curated record. Lineage: Eukaryota; Metazoa; Chordata; Mammalia; Chiroptera; Miniopteridae.